Molecule: messenger RNA, 738 nt
Organism: Suillus paluster
Lineage: Eukaryota; Fungi; Basidiomycota; Agaricomycetes; Boletales; Suillaceae
Exons: 4
Coding region: 1-738 (245 amino acids)
Source: RefSeq, a predicted model, not a curated record
AUGCAGGUGAUUUGGGAUGCGAUCUUUCCCCAUAUUGCCCACACAGUGACAAGCCUUAGUUCAGUCUACUACAUUGCUGUCCAGCGAGUUGCCGACUCCUACCGCAGCAACAUCAGCUCAGCAGCUAUCGCAAUUGUCAUUGCGUACCUUGAGUCUCAGGACUCGCUGAGGGACUCUGAUGACAAUCAUGCAGAAUUCGCGGAGUAUGCACUCAGCAACCUUCGAUUCUUAUACAAGAAGGCGAAUGGUGAUGACAAGUCUGAAUUCCAGGGCCUUUAUCAAGGUGCAUUUGUUGUGCAAACCUUCAGUGCACACUUCACCACAACCCGUGGUGCCCGAAAGAUACCUGGGGUAGACAAGCCAGGUGUACUAGCAAAUACUGCUGGGGGUCUCGUAUUGUCGUGUGCUGCGGCGGCAAAGAACAAAACCAGCAUUUCUUUGCCGAAGACGAUGAAUCAGUCCACUGGCAAGGUGUCCUGUCAGCAAACAGGAUUCAACGACAUCUCCUGGGGUACAUUGACAUGUGCCUAUGUGAAGGCUAUCAUGAAGAACCUCUGCGAGGACAAGUUCGAAGUCAUUGUUGCAUCUGCCAUGGAAUUUUCGAAGAAGAAGAGUUGUCCUGGUGAUGAUGUCGACAAUGCUGCCAUGGAGGAUGACCUUGAUCUGGAUGAGCGCACUCAGCUGGUGGACAUAUCCGACACCGAGUCUGAGGGAGAUGACGGCUCUGAUGUGGAGUAG